GAAAAAAUGAAAAUAAUAUUUUUUAUAGGUUUCUGUGUUGCCCGAUCCUACUUCAAGGUCACCUGAAAAUUUUGAAUCUAGGUUUGAGGAUAUUUUGACUAUGGUAAUACCACCGUGGAUAAUUAAUCCAUAUGGUGACAUAGAAGAAACGAAUGUCAUAAUACAAGAGGAACUGACUGAACUAAGUACAAACGAAGAACUUAAGGAUAUUCUAGCGAUAGCAAAACAAAUAUUCUCACCUGCUGAAAUAGAAUAA
This is a messenger RNA of Acanthoscelides obtectus, 256 nucleotides long. NCBI's taxonomy places the organism in Eukaryota, Metazoa, Arthropoda, Insecta, Coleoptera, Chrysomelidae. The record is from the annotation of a GenBank genome assembly.